AAAUCACACAAAUCCCCUAGAAGUUACCAAGUGAUCGUGUCCUUAAAUUUCUAAAGUGUUUACGUUUUGAUUAUCAAAAUCGAUUUAUAACAAAAUUUGGCGUGAAAUAAUGUAAAAUGCGGUUAUUUUUUGUGUUUGUUGUGUAUUUUACGGUCAGUGAAGGACGUGUUAUAACAUUUGAUUUGUCAAAUUAUGAGCCCCAAAAUGUUACAACACAGGUACAAAAAGUGCACGUAAAUUUGACCCGUGUUUCCCAAAUUCGGGUCAUUAAUAUACCUGAGAGUGUCGGUUUUUUUAUAAUCCAAGUCCACUCAUUUCUUGAUAACGUAACCUUAUCUUCUUCACCCAAGUUUAAAUCAAAAACAACAAUAAAAGGGCCUAAUGUGGGUUUAGUUUCUUUUAAUUUAAGCGACACGAUAUUUUAUGUUAGGAAUAAAAUCGAAACUCGGGCUUUAAUCGUUGUAACCAUUUAUCAAACAGGAGAUCCGAUUCCUGGGGGCUGCAACUUAUCAUUUCCGACCGAGUAUGCACCCUACCAACUCGUCUCAAACACUGAUGAAGUUAUUGUUGUCCAAAGUCAACCCCCUUCAAUAAUCGAUUCCACUUGCGAUAAAAACAAGUUACAAGUCGAUAUGUACCACUUGUAUCUACACGAAAACAACUACGAUCCUUUAUAUUAUUUUAACGGAAUUGAAAAAAUGUUAACUGUUAAUUUGAUUCAAAAAAACGGUCAUAAAGUAUCAACAGUUGAUGGCUACUUUAAAUACCGUAAAUUAUACUCGGCUUACAGAGGCGUGGGUCAAGUAUUUGCAAUCGUAGCCACAAACGGUAACGUUAGCUCGGCAUACGUACCGGCAGUUUCCUAUAGUUGCGAUUUAACCCAAAUGGAUACAUGCAACGGCCCUGUGACCCCUCAUUGGAAAUUAAUUUGUGCCAUUAUGACCAUUUUUGGGAUAUUUGUGUGUUUUUUCGGGCACAGAUUUUUCAGACUCACUCUGUAUUUAGCUGGUUUCACACUAGGAAUUUUUGUAACUUAUGUUAUUUUGUCAUUGAGUAGCAACAAUUUGACAGUGGAAGAAAAAACGACCGCUUCGAUUCUUGUGGGGAUGAUAUACGGGGCGGUUUGGUUACUCGUUUGGUGGAAAUUUGGAAUUCCGAUUUUCUCUGCCGGUUUAACGUUUUUCAUGGAGGCAUUUUUAAUGGCGUCUAUUAUUUUUUAUUCAGGAGUUGCGGACUUGUGGAUUUUUCAUAAUAAUGCCAAUUUCUGGUUGACUUUCGCUUCAAUUGUCGUAACUUUUGUCACGGUUUGGACGAUGUGGACUUUAGAGGGGCACAUUUUCGGGUGUAGCUUUUUAGGGGCGUAUUCCUGCGUUGCUGCUAUGAAUUAUUACGUCGGUGGCAAUUUGCAAUAUAUUAUUAUAAAUUCGUUCAGGAGAAUGGCUGUCAAGAAUUUUAAUAUGGCGACAGUCGAUCCGCCGUUUCAAAUUUUGGAUAUUUCGCAGAGUAUUUUGUUGGUGGUGAUGACCACUUACGGCUUUUAUUACCAGAUGAAAGAACAAAGGGGGAAGCCGCCGUUCCCUCCACAUCGGUAUACAAGAAUUGAAGAAGGGGUGAGCGAGAGAACUCCCUUGGUGGGAAAUAGUGGGGUUAUUUAUUCAGAUAUUUAAACCAGUGAUACUUUAUUGAGUCUGCGGUGCUUUAUUAAGACUCUCUUUUAUUGUCAGACUGAUGUAAUUAUUUUUAAUAAAAGACUUUUACCACCUUA
Molecule: messenger RNA, 1765 nt
Organism: Tribolium madens (black flour beetle)
Lineage: Eukaryota; Metazoa; Arthropoda; Insecta; Coleoptera; Tenebrionidae
Product: transmembrane 7 superfamily member 3-like
Exons: 6
Coding region: 117-1667 (516 amino acids)
Source: RefSeq, a predicted model, not a curated record